UUAACAGUAGUUCUCUCUUUGCUGGAGUUGGACGCAUCGUCUCCUGAGUUGAAAGGAGAAAGUGGUUAGAUGAAGAAGGAAGAACACCAAGAGCAGUAGAAGAAACAUGGACAACAGAAACGUCGUCGUCUGCGACAACGGCACUGGGUAUGUCAAGUGUGGUUUUGCUGGAGAAAACUUUCCCACCUCUGUGUUCCCUUGCGUGGUAGGACGGCCAUUGCUAAGAUAUGAAGAAUCACUCAUGGAACAAGAGCUGAAGGAUAUUGUUGUUGGAGAAGCUUGUUUAAAUUUGCGACAUCAACUUGAUAUUUCUUAUCCUGUCAGCAAUGGCAUCGUGCAAAACUGGGAUGAUAUGGGAAAUGUGUGGGACCAUGCAUUUUUCAAUGAAUUAAAGAUAGAUCCCUCAGAAUGUAAAAUUUUACUUACAGACCCGCCCCUCAAUCCCUCAAAGAACCGUGAGAAAAUGGUUGAGACCAUGUUUGAGAAGUAUAACUUUGCCGGCGUGUUCAUUCAAAUCCAAGCUGUUUUGACAUUGUAUGCUCAAGGUUUACUGACUGGAUUAGUUAUUGACUCUGGCGAUGGUGUCACUCAUGUGGUUCCAGUUGUUGAUGGCUACUCAUUCCCUCAUCUUACAAAACGAAUGAAUGUAGCUGGCAGGCACAUUACAUCAUAUCUUGUCGACUUGCUUCUACGGAGAGGGUAUUCAAUGAAUAAGUCUGCUGACUUUGAGACUGUUAGGGAUAUCAAGGAGAAGCUCUGUUAUAUAAGUUAUGAUUACAAAAGGGAAUAUCAGUUGGGACUUGAAACCACCAUCCUUGUCAAGAAUUAUACCCUGCCAGAUGGAAGGGUCAUCAAAGUUGGCACUGAGCGGUUCCAGGCACCUGAGGCUCUAUUUACUCCUGAACUUAUAGAUGUCGAGGGUGAUGGAAUGGCUGACAUGGUAUUUCGUUGCAUUCAGGAAAUGGACAUUGACAAUCGGAUGAUGCUCUACCAACAUAUAGUUUUGAGUGGUGGGAGUACUAUGUAUCCUGGAUUACCUAGUCGCCUGGAGAAAGAAAUUUUGGAUCGCUAUCUGGAAGUUGUUUUGAAGGGAAACAAAGAUGGGUUGAAGAAACUGCGGUUACGCAUAGAAGACCCACCACGAAGAAAGCAUAUGGUGUAUCUUGGAGGUGCAGUCCUUGCAGGAAUCAUGAAGGAUGCGCCGGAGUUUUGGAUUAGCAAACAAGAUUAUCUAGAAGAGGGAGUUGCUUGUCUAAGCAAGUGUGGCCAGGCAUGAUUUUUCGAGGACCGUCUACUACGCCUUUACCUGUUCAGGCAAGAAGAUGAAGCCUAAGGAUUUAUAUACUGAAGGGUGUGUUGAAUUACCAAUGGAGAUGAUUUUAUUACCGCGUACAACAUCCUUCAUAGCAAUCAAUACGUAAAUCCCUACUGGACGAGCUUGGAGGCCUGUGUCUAUGUGGUGGUUCGUUUUAACGAAGACGGUCAGAGAGGCUUCAUAUCUAUGUUGUAUACUUAAAGAUUUUGCUGCCUGUAUAUAUGCAACAAAUUGAUUCUCCGCAACUGCUACAAAUUCAAAUAACAUGUAUUGCUAAGCCUCGAAGUUGAACUAAAAGAAUUUGUUCACUUUUUUU
Molecule: messenger RNA, 1631 nt
Organism: Cornus florida
Lineage: Eukaryota; Viridiplantae; Streptophyta; Magnoliopsida; Cornales; Cornaceae
Product: actin-related protein 2
Exons: 15
Coding region: 107-1276 (389 amino acids)
Biological process (GO): Arp2/3 complex-mediated actin nucleation
Cellular component (GO): Arp2/3 protein complex; actin cortical patch
Molecular function (GO): actin filament binding
Source: RefSeq, a predicted model, not a curated record